This is a messenger RNA of Ochotona princeps (American pika), 1903 nucleotides long. It is a transcript of the gene OTUD3, whose product is annotated as OTU deubiquitinase 3. Bases 140 to 1324 code for a protein of 394 amino acids. The record is from RefSeq and is a predicted model, not a curated record. NCBI's taxonomy places the organism in Eukaryota, Metazoa, Chordata, Mammalia, Lagomorpha, Ochotonidae. Gene Ontology annotation, molecular function: cysteine-type deubiquitinase activity. Gene Ontology annotation, biological process: protein deubiquitination. The transcript is spliced from 8 exons.
GUCCGCGUCGCCGUCGCCGGGCUGUGUGGCCCGUGGCCGCUUCGCCUGCUUGCCGGCUCCUCAGGGCCCGGGGCGGCCGGCCGGCGGGGUCCUGCGGUGCUCGCGCCUUUGGCGCCACCGGCGCCGCGGGCUGUAGGCCAUGUCCCGGAAGCAGGCGGCCAAGAGCCGGCCCGGCAGCGGCAGCCGCAAAGUGGAGGCCGAGCGCAAGCGGGACGAGCGGGCGGCCCGCCGGGCCCUGGCCAAGGAGCGACGGAACCGGCCCGAGUCCGGCGGCGGCGGCGGCUGCGAGGAGGAGUUCGUGAGCUUCGCCAACCAGCUGCAGGCCCUGGGGCUGAAGCUGCGGGAGGUGCCGGGGGACGGCAAUUGCCUGUUCAGAGCUCUUGGGGAUCAGCUGGAGGGACACUCACGAAAUCAUCUCAGGCACCGACAGGAGACAGUGGACUACAUGAUAAAGCAGCGGGAAGAUUUUGAGCCGUUUGUGGAAGAUGAUGUUCCCUUUGAGAAGCAUGUGGCCAGUUUGGCAAAGGCUGGCACUUUUGCUGGCAAUGAUGCAAUCGUAGCCUUUGCAAGAAAUCAUCAGUUGAAUGUGGUGAUUCAUCAGCUUAAUGCCCCUUUGUGGCAGAUUCGCGGCACAGAUAAGAGCAAUGGGAGAGAACUCCACAUCGCCUAUCGCUACGGGGAGCACUAUGACAGUGUCCGGAGGAUCAACGACAACUCGGAAGCACCUGCUCAUCUCCAGACCGACUUUCAGAUGCUUCACCAAGAUGAAUCGAGUAAAAGAGAGAAGACCAGGACAAAAGCAGUUGACUCUGAAGAUGACCUGAGAGAUGAAGUGGAAGAUGCUGUCCAGAAAGUUUGUAAUGCAACUGGAUGUUCAGAUUUUGAUUUAAUAGUCCAGCGCCUGGAAGCUGAGAAUUAUAACAUUGAAUCUGCAAUACUUGCUAUGCUUCACAUGAACCAAGGGAGAAGAAAUAAUAAUGCAGAGGCGAACCCUGAGCCCGGUGGCCGAGAGCGGACGCAGCAUGGCCACUUGUGGGAAGAGGGUGGCAGCGGCACCAGAGUCUUUGGAAACCAGGGCUUAAAUGAAGGCAGGAGCGAGCACAGUAAAGCGCAAGCCAGCCCUAGUGAAGAACACAAAGCAAAUAAAAACCAGCUCUCAAAGGUCACAAACAGACAGAGGAAGGAGCAGCAGCGACUGGAGAAGAAGAAACGCCAGGAGGAGCGGCACCGGCACAAAGCCCUGGAGAGCAGGAGCGGCCCCAGGGACACGGAUACGAGUGCGCAGGUCACCCUGGUGAAGACCUUUGCUGCUCUCAACAUCUGACUCCCGGCCUCCUGGGAGCGGUCCAGAGCAGACGGAGACUGGGGUGCCUGGGCCAGGUCCAGGGAAGCCACGCUUCACAGAACCCACACAUUAGCUCCAACGUGGAGUACGUUUCCUUGAAGCUGCCUUUUCUUUGUUCAAAGUUUAAUUUGAUGUGUUUUGUUUUAUGGAAGUUGAAGCCGUUCACCCUCGGUAAUGCCAGCUUAGGGUGGUGAACGUCAGGGUGGACGGAGAGAUCAGGGGGUCCUUUCUGUGUGUCGCUUUGUGUGCAGAAUCAGCUCAGUGGGCCUGGGAGCUCCCCUUAACAUGGGGGUGAGUUUUGCUGUAAUUAUUCCUAAAAUAGUUUACAGUAAUUGUCAGAAACUGAACUGCAGGUUUCCUUCGUUUCUCUUUCAUUUGCAAACAGAUGUUACCACAUAGGGUAGUUUCUAAUGAUCUCCAACUCAGGAACAAUUUAGAUUUAAUUCUCUUCUAAGCCAAGUUUCUCAAAAACGAAUUCAGGAAGUGUUUUCCCAAAGUAGUGUGAUCUGAGAGUUGUGGAAAUGAAGUGCGUUUCCUUCCCUUCUGACCCUGGUUUCA